Molecule: messenger RNA, 1398 nt
Organism: Postia placenta MAD-698-R-SB12
Lineage: Eukaryota; Fungi; Basidiomycota; Agaricomycetes; Polyporales; Adustoporiaceae
Exons: 3
Coding region: 47-1222 (391 amino acids)
Source: RefSeq, a predicted model, not a curated record
CACUUACUCUCCCUACCCGAGCCGCGCCUCCUGGACAGACAAACCCAUGUCUCUCGACUCAUCUCAACAAGAGCAGCCCAUCUAUUGUGCAGUCGGCAACGCAACACUCUACGAUGAUAUGCGCCACAGUACCAGUGCGACAGCCUCUAGCUUCACUCAGCAGGCUGAACCAUCAGACCUCAAAGCGUUCUUUGACGGUCCCAGUACUGCUCGCAGUCGAAAUCCCCUGCAUCAUUCCCCCCUCGCGCACCAUGCAGAGCAUCUGCGCCACACUCACGGAGGCACGGGUCUGGCCCCGUCAGCCUUGGCGCACAGUGCCAUCUCGAAACUUGAGCCAUCAUCCCGCACGCGGGGUUCAGCAGCAGCCAUAGCGGUACAACCUCCAGAGCAGCAUGAAUGGUUUCAGAGUAUGGCGAUGGGAGUCGCAGCGAUGCAUGCCGAUUCACGUGUAGUCCUCGCACAAGCUGUCUUCAGACAGAAGAAGAGCUGGAAGCGCAAUGAUCUAGAUGUACUGGCGACGGUGUUGAUUGACUACGUCGUCGAGGGGCCAUGUUACAACAUGGAGAGGGCGGCGCGGUUCACGUGCAAGCUCUAUGAGUUUUUCCGCCACGACAAGGGCCGCGAUCGCGCUGCACACUUCAAACGGCGUAUUGAAGAACACGUCUAUGCCAAGUUCACCCAGUAUUGCGUUCCGCUCUCCACAUGUCAAUCAAAUAGCGCAAAUAGCGCGCAGGUACUCUAUUCAACAGCACCGGCCCCAUCUGUCAAUCCGAGGUUAGAAGCGAGAGCCAGGUCGGCGGUGCAUCUGGCUGCGCUUGUCGGCGAACUCUUCGCAGAUGGCAUGGUCUCAAGUUGGCUGAUCCUUUACUGCCUCAAUUCGCUGGCUGCACAGACAUACGUUCUGGAACACCUCGAGGCCAUGCAAGAUCUGCUCUCACAUGCUGGCCACAAGCUGUAUGAGGCGCCCGCCUCAGACUACUGGGACAAGUUCACGGUUGUGGUGCAGUGUCGAGCCGACGGACUUCUCAAGGGUGCGGGCGUGGCCGACAAAGCGGAAGACUGUGAUAAGGCAAAAGGCCUCGUUCAGAAAAUCCGUGAUAUCGUCGAGGAAUGGCGCAGGUUGAGCUCAUGUUCUACUUCAGACGACUCUUCUAGCAGCACUUUGGUCGAGGAAGAUGACGAAUACAUCUGGCCGCCUCGAACUCUGCCAAAGAAAUGUUAGCAAGAUGCUUAGUGGGGCCUAGUCUGGCGAAGGUGUUUGCAAAGUGGACGGUCUACUGUUGUUACCAUAUGAGCCAUGAUGAUACCCUGGUCUCCCUCACACGAUCGUGUUUUACCCUUCUGAGACUUGUAAUAUAUACCCUUGCAGUUCUAUCCAAGUUUCGUUUGCGGCUGGGC